This is a messenger RNA of Menidia menidia (Atlantic silverside), 1250 nucleotides long. The record is from the annotation of a GenBank genome assembly. NCBI's taxonomy places the organism in Eukaryota, Metazoa, Chordata, Actinopteri, Atheriniformes, Atherinopsidae.
CUGCAGGUGAGGGCAGAAGACAGUUCACCGGGCACUUCUCUCUUCCCUGCGCUGGUCCCAGUCAUGGGUUUUUCUCUCUACCUCCAGACCCUGCUUCUUCUGUUCCCUCAGUGUAAAGCUCAGUGGUGUUACCAAAGCCAGUACUGUGAUGACACAUGCAAAGACCCAAGCCGCUGGGCAAAUCAGUUCCCCAGCUGCGGAGGAUUACGCCAGUCCCCCAUUAACAUUGUCACCAACAAAGUGCACAUCAACAGCGCCCUGCCCACCUUCAACUUCAUCGGUCACAGUGAAACAAUCAACAUUACGCUGGAAAACAAAGGACACUCUGCCCACUUCGCCCUGCCACAGUCAGUGAGGUUGUCCGGUGGAGCUUUACCGGGAACGUACAGAGCUGCCCAGUUUCACUUCCACUGGGGAGGGGAUGGGAGACCUGGCUCCGAGCACACAAUUGAUGGGGAGAGGUUCCCCAUGGAGCUGCACAUAGUCCAUAUUAAAGAGCCUUAUGGCUCUCUGACAGAGGCAGAACAUGACAUGGCAGGUAUAGCUCUGCUCGCCUUCUUGUUUGAGGAAACAACAGAGGAUCACCCUCAUUUGGACACAGUAAUUGAUGCUUUGGGCCGAGUACAAAACAACGGCAGCAGCACAGUGAUCCCAGACUUCCGGCUGGCAGACAUCAUCCCGGCUGCUAAGGACCUCCACAGUUACUACCGCUACGUUGGCUCCAUGACCACUCCAGGCUGUGAGCAGGCUGUCGCAUGGACCUUGUUUCACAGGACUUUGUCCAUCAGUAGUCGACAGCUGGACGCAGUGGUUAAGCAGUGCCGCUUUUGGACGGGGCUCCCCAUGACAGACAUCUUCAGACCCACGCAGCCUCUGGAUGGCAGGGUGGUGUACUCCUCCAAGUCGGGGACGGCUAAGAGGGGUGUGAUCCAUUUGUGGUUCAAUGUUUUCUCCGUCAUCCUUGCAACUCUGGCUCUGAUACACUAAAUCCGCUCCUGUAUUUGUGCGUCUGAUCCAUCAAAAGCAAAGCCACUGUGGUGAGACGCUGACACGUUUGUAUAAUGCCUCUUAAGUGUCAGGGAGGGGAAAUAUUUUACACAGGACAUCCAUGCACUUUGCACACAUACAACCUCUACAGGUAGAAUAACAUAAAAGGCCAGCCUUUCUCUGUGGAUCAGAGCUAAAGCUGUUUUGAGGUCAUUUUCAAGUAAAAAAAAUUAACUGAACAACUAAAUCUGUCAUUUUUGAGG